Messenger RNA from Drosophila erecta, 1286 nucleotides. Its product is annotated as lipopolysaccharide-induced tumor necrosis factor-alpha factor homolog. Gene Ontology annotation, molecular function: zinc ion binding. NCBI's taxonomy places the organism in Eukaryota, Metazoa, Arthropoda, Insecta, Diptera, Drosophilidae. The transcript has 3 exons. The record is from RefSeq and is a predicted model, not a curated record. Bases 435 to 941 code for a protein of 168 amino acids.
ACCCAAAGCCCAACUAAUUACUGGCCAUGCUGAAGUGCUAUCUGUAUCUUUAUCGGAUAUCCUAUUCUCCUACCUGAGAUAAGUUGGAUAAACAAAGCCGUUCACUGUGUGCAUUAGAUAAAGCUCGGUAAACACCAUGCGAGAGAUACUUUCGGUUUUGCAACAGCCCCAAAAUGAUUGCUCAACCGGAUGGGAGCUUUCCAAGCUCGCUCCGCUCCGAUCCGAGCCGAAAAAACUUGAAUGCGAUUCAGAAACUGAAUCUCUACCUGGAUACAAAUCCGCUGGCAGUUGCGAGCGGCGAUCGAAGUGCAAAAGACGCCGUCUACUUGUAAAUACGCAGAGUAAACGGAAACCUGAAUCUCUUAGUAACGUUUAUAAACCGAAAACAAUACCCGAACUUCGCACUCGUGCAGGGGUUUCAUACUGCGUUAGCCAUGGAUCAGAAGCGAGCCAUGCUUUAUCCGCAAAUGGAUUUCGACACCCCCACUGCCCCCUCGGCGACGCCAACGCGGGAGCUGGGCAGUCCCAUCGCCAACGGCCUGCCCAUCGAGGCUCCGCCAUCGUACGAUGUGGCGGUGUCCGUUCCGGUGGCUCCAGCGGUUUCCGCACCAGCAGUUGCCCCAGCGCGACCGCCGCCAGUGGUCGUCGUGGAGCAGCCAGCCCCACAACCACCCACAGUGGUGCCAACAGAUACUCUACACUUGGGUCCAAACCGAAGUAGGGUUCUCUGCCCCGCCUGUGGAGCUAACAAAACCACGAGGAUGACGCACACGGCUAACUCCAGGACCCAUAUGGUUGCAGGUCUCCUCUGUUUGGUCGGAUUUUGCUGCUGCGCCUGUUUUGUUCCCUAUUGCAUGAACAGUUGCCGCACGGGAAAUCACUAUUGUCGCAAGUGCAACACUUUCCUGGGAGCCUACAAUCCAAAAGGGAUGAACCGAUGAUAAGACUGCCAAGAUAAGAAGUGAUCUGGGCGCUAGAAAGAUAGAACAGAUACAAGUUAUAAGCAAACACAAAGCAGCUGAUGUUUGCCAGCGGAUAAAUUAUGGUUGUAUGUACAGAAGCCAUUGGCUAGAACGCAAAGCGUCGAAAAGAAUCAUUGGUUAUUUAAGCAUAUGUGAGAUAGCUUAAAAAAAAUUGUAUAAGUUUCCCAAAUUCUGCUUUGCCCAUAAGCACUAUAGUAAACAUAAGCAAAACCGCUUACCUUCCCAUUGUUGCUGAAGCAGCUGGCCUUUGGCUGGCUAAAAAAAUAAAUGCGUGGGCGAAAGCUUCAUAAUAAAAUGCAAACA